This is a messenger RNA of Tupaia belangeri chinensis (Chinese tree shrew), 7819 nucleotides long. RefSeq names its product meiosis regulator and mRNA stability factor 1 (gene MARF1). The record is from RefSeq and is a predicted model, not a curated record. The transcript is spliced from 28 exons. Gene Ontology annotation, cellular component: peroxisome; cytoplasm. NCBI's taxonomy places the organism in Eukaryota, Metazoa, Chordata, Mammalia, Scandentia, Tupaiidae. Gene Ontology annotation, molecular function: CCR4-NOT complex binding; RNA nuclease activity; RNA binding. The coding region runs from base 205 to 5472 and encodes 1755 amino acids. Gene Ontology annotation, biological process: regulation of gene expression.
CAGCUCAGCUCAGUGCGGGCACGGUUAUGCCGCUGUUCCCCUUUAGGAGCAUUUUGCUCCCCGCCCGCACCUGUCUUCCUGCUCCCCGUGACGCCCUGCAGGUGUGAGGAGCAACCUUCCCAGGGAUAGCGUGCACACUUGAGAGGGGUGGAAGAAUGAAAGAAAAGAAAGAUGAAAGGAUGUUGAACCACUUUGUAUGGCCGUAUGAUGGAAGGAAACGAAACUGAGAACUCCUGCAGUAGAACACUCGGAUGGCUUCAACAGGAUAAUGAUGCUAAGCCAUGGCUUUGGAAAUUCUCUAAUUGCUUUUCUCGCCCUGAGCAGACAUUGCAACUUAGUCCCCAAACGGUCAGGAUGUCCUGGGGCUUGUUAAAUGUCACAGUGGCACAGAAAGAGUACAUGGAGAACAAGAAAGUUGCUGUGGAAUUAAAGGAUGUGCCAUCUCCCCUUCAUGCUGGCUCUAAACUUUUUCCAGCAGUCCCACUUCCUGAUAUUCAUUCUCUUCAGCAACCUAAAAUACAGCUUUCAACUGUCCCCAAAGUAAGCUGCUGUGCUCAUUGCCCUAAUGAACCCUCCACUUCGCCAAUGCAUUUUGGUGGUGGUGGCGGUGGCGGUAGCGGAGGUGCUGGUAGCUUGAUUCACACGGGCGCACUGUUAGACUCGCAAAGCACCAGGACAAUCACAUGUCAGGUAGGGUCAGGGUUUGCUUUCCAGUCUGCGUCUUCACUCCAGAAUGCCUCAGCUAGGAGCAACUUGGCGGGCAUUGCAAGUGACUUUCCCAGCAUGUGUCUAGAGAGUAACCUAUCUUCCUGCAAACACCUACCCUGCUGUGGAAAACUCCAUUUCCAGUCUUGUCACGGGAAUGUGCACAAGCUGCAUCAGUUUCCGAGUCUCCAGGGCUGCCCCUCUGCUGGCUAUUUCCCCUGUUCUGAUUUCACGAGUGGGGCUCCAGGGCAUUUGGAAGAGCACAUUUCACAGUCGGAGCUAACGCCUCACUUGUGCACCAACUCUUUGCACCUAAAUGUGGUACCUCCGGUUUGUUUAAAGGGCUCACUUUACUGCGAAGACUGUCUAAACAAGCCGGCAAGAAAUAGUAUAAUUGAUCCUGCUAAAGUCUGGCCAAACAUACCACCUCCAAAUACUCAACCUGCACCUCUUGCUAUCCCUCUGUGUAAUGGCUGUGGAACCAAAGGAACAGGGAAGGAGACCACGUUGUUAUUGGCGACCAGUCUAGGCAAAGCUGCUUCGAAAUUUGGGUCACCAGAAGUUGCAGUUGCUGGACAGGUGCUAGAAAACUUACCCCCCAUUGGAGUUUUUUGGGACAUUGAAAACUGCUCUGUUCCCUCUGGCCGUUCAGCCACUGCUGUGGUACAGAGAAUCCGUGAGAAGUUUUUUAAAGGCCACAGAGAAGCAGAAUUCAUCUGUGUGUGUGACAUCAGUAAAGAAAACAAAGAAGUUAUUCAAGAGCUGAAUAAUUGCCAGGUAACUGUUGCCCACAUCAAUGCUACUGCGAAGAAUGCUGCUGAUGAUAAACUCCGGCAGAGUCUCCGAAGGUUUGCAAAUACUCACACCCCCCCCGCCACUGUGGUUCUUGUGUCAACUGAUGUCAAUUUUGCAUUGGAACUUAGUGACUUGAGACACAGGCAUGGUUUCCACAUAAUCCUGGUCCAUAAAAACCAAGCCUCAGAAGCACUGCUGCAUCAUGCUAACGAGCUGAUCAGAUUCGAAGAGUUCAUUUCCGACUUGCCUCCAAGGUUACCACUAAAAAUGCCGCAGUGCCACACUCUGCUCUACGUGUAUAACCUACCAGCGAAUAAAGACGGCAAGAGCAUCAGCAACAGGCUCCGGCGCCUGUCCGACAACUGUGGCGGGAAGGUGCUGAGUAUCACGGGCUGCAGCGCCAUUCUCCGCUUCAUCAACCAGGACAGUGCCGAGCGGGCUCAGAAGCGCAUGGAGAACGAGGAUGUCUUCGGGAAUAGGAUCAUUGUGUCCUUUACUCCAAAGAAUAGAGAACUCUGUGAAACCAAGAGUUCCAAUGCAAUUGCUGAGAAAGUGAAGUCUCCCAAAAAACUGAAGAAUCCAAAAUUGUGCCUCAUCAGAGAUGCAAGUGAGCAAUCUUCAAGUGCCAAAGCCACGCCUGGGAAAGGGCUGCAGGCAAAUUCUGGAUCUGCCGCGAAACACACGCACGUUAAAAGUUUACAGGAGCUGUGCCGCAUGGAGUCCAAGACGGGCAGUAGAAACAGCGAGCACCAGCAUGGUCACCUGAGGCUGGUCGUGCCUCCUCACAGUCACCCAAGCGCUGCAGUGCCCACGUCUAAAAAUCCGGGGAUGGCGGAUUCAGUUUACAAAACCAAUCAAAAAAAAGAAAACCUCAGUGCCCGAAGUGUUACCAGUUCUCCCAUAGAGAAAAAAGAUAAAGAGGAGAGUGUGUUCCAAGUGAGUUAUCCCUCCGCUUUUAGCAAGUUGAUUGCAUCAAGGCAAGUUGGUCCUCUGCUCACGUCUCAGUCUUGGUCUUCUCGCAGGAGUAUGUCUCCAAACCUCUUAAACAGAGCAUCCCCACUUGCCUUCAGUGUUGCAAACGUGAGCGGCGGAGCUGAUUGUCCAGAUCCAUAUGCAAAUGGUGCUGACGUCCAGGUCAGCAACAUAGACUACAGAUUGUCCCGGAAGGAGCUGCAGCAGCUCAUGCAGGAAGCAUUUUCUAGGCAUGGCAAGGUGAAGAGUGUGGAGCUUAGCCCCCAUACAGAUUAUCAACUCAAGGCCAUCGUUCAGAUGGAAAACUUACAAGAAGCAAUCAGUGCAGUGAACAACCUCCACAGAUACAAAAUCGGCGGCAAGAAGAUCCUGGUCUCACUCGCCACAGGAGUUGCUAAUAAAUCACUCUCUCUACUGAGUGCAGAAACAAUGUCUAUUCUUCAAGAUGCUCCUGCCUGUUGUCUGCCUCUUUUUAAAUUCACAGACAUCUAUGAAAAAAAGUUUGGACACAAGUUGAAUGUGUCAGAUCUAUAUAAAUUAACAGACACCGUCACAAUCCGUGAACAAGGGAACGGACGCCUGGUGUGUCUCUUACCCAGCUGUCAGGCCUGCCAGAGCCCCUUGGGGUCUUCCCAGUCCCACGACGGCUCCUCUACCAAUUGCAGUCCGAUUAUAUUUGAAGAGUUAGAGUAUCACGAGCCUGUCUGCAGACAGCAUUGUUCCAAUAAGGAGUUCAGUGAACAUGAAUUUGAUCCAGACUCUUACAAGAUUCCUUUUGUGAUUCUCUCUUUGAAGACGUUUGCACCCCAGGUUCACAGUCUUCUCCAGACCCAUGAGGGGACUGUACCUUUACUAAGCUUUUCAGAUUGUUAUGCUGCAGAGUUUGGUGAACUAGAAGCAGUACAGGAAAACCAUGGGGGCGUUCCCCUAGAGCACAUCAUCACCUGCGUGCCAGGGGUGAACAUCGCCACUGCUCAGAAUGGCGUCAAAGUAGUUAAAUGGAUUCACAACAGGCCCCCGCCGCCCAACGCUGACCCUUGGCUUCUGCGUUCUAAAAGUCCUGUAGGAAACCCCCAACUGAUUCAGUUCAGCAGAGAAGUGAUUGACUUACUCAAGAACCAACCGUCUUGUGUCAUACCAAUUAGCAAUUUCAUCCCAUCUUACCACCAUCAUUUUGCGAAGCAAUGCCGAGUAUCAGACUACGGCUAUUCCAAGCUGAUUGAAUUACUAGAAGCAGUGCCUCAUGUGUUGCAGAUUCUUGGGAUGGGUUCCAAACGCUUGCUGACCCUUACCCACCGGGCCCAGGUGAAGCGCUUUACUCAGGAUGUACUAAAACUUCUCAAAUCCCAGGCCAGCAAACAGGUGGUGGUGCGAGAAUUCUCACAGGCUUACCAUUGGUGUUUCUCAAAGGACUGGGAUGUCACCGAAUAUGGUGUUUGUGAGUUGAUUGAUAUCUUAUCGGAGAUUCCAGAUUCAACCAUCUGUUUGUCCCAACAAGAUAAUGAAAUGGUCAUCUGUAUCCCCAAGAGAGAACGUACCCAGGAUGAAAUAGAAAGGACGAAACAGUUCUCUAAGGAUGUUGUUGACUUGCUGCGUCACCAACCCCAUUUCCGGAUGCCCUUUAAUAAAUUUAUUCCCUCUUACCAUCACCACUUUGGUCGGCAAUGCAAACUUGCAUACUAUGGGUUUACCAAACUACUUGAACUUUUCGAAGCCAUACCUGAUAUUUUACAAGUAUUGGAAUGUGGAGAAGAAAAAAUCCUUACUUUGACAGAGGUAGAACGAUUCAAAGCUUUAGCUGCCCAGUUCGUUAAACUUCUUCGGUCCCAAAAAGACAACUGCCUUAUGAUGACAGAUCUACUUACAGAGUAUGCUAAAACUUUUGGUUACACGUUUCGUCUCCAAGACUAUGAUGUCAGUUCAGUUUCAGCUUUAACACAGAAGCUCUGCCAUGUUGUAAAGGUUGCUGAUAUGGAAUCUGGCAAACAGAUUCAGCUGAUCAACCGAAAGUCUCUGCGAUCUCUCACUGCCCAGUUGUUAGUAUUAUUGAUGUCUUGGGAAGGAACCGCCCAUCUUUCUGUUGAUGAGCUCAAGAGACAUUAUGAAACUACCCACAGUGCUCCUCUGAACCCCUGUGAAUAUGGAUUCAUGACCUUGACUGAACUUCUGAAGAGUCUACCUUACUUAGUUGAGGUUUUUACUAAUGAUAAGACGGAAGAGUGUGUGAAGCUCACAAGUCUGUACCUGUUUGCGAAGAACGUGCGGGCUUUACUUCAUACCUACCACUACCAGCAGAUUUUCCUGCAUGAGUUUGCCAUGGCCUACACUAAGUAUGUUGGUGAAACCCUGCAGCCCAAGACCUAUGGCUACAGCACUGUGGAGGAGCUCUUGGGCGCCAUCCCACAGGUGGUCUGGAUAAAAGGACAUGGUCAUAAGAGAAUUGUAGUGUUAAAAAAUGACAUGAAAAGUCGCUUGAGUUCACUGGGUCUUCCUGCUGCCGAUCACGAAAGCCGGCCCUCCGACGGUGAGCGCAUCCUGGAGGUGCCCGACUCUCACCCAGCCUCGGAACUCAAGCUGGGAGCAGGGCCCGGUCAAACAGAGCAGGAGCUUCUCCGCCUGACCAACGACUCCCCGAUCGACCUCCUGUGUGCGCCCGUCCCUUCAUGCCUGCCGUCCCCUCAGCUGAGACCAGAUCCUGUCAUCCUCCAGCCUGGUGAUCUUAUUCUGUUUGAGGAACACCCCCAAGAGCCUUCUGAAGCUACGAUUUUAAACCAAGAAGAAACCAUUGAAAUUCCAGUACCAGUAAAGAACGAAAAACUGACCUGUGACCCUAACGCGUCCCACGUGUCGGCAGCUGUCCCAGUGCCUCCCUGUGCCUCCAUGGAAACCCCCGAGUUGCUGCUCAGCAAGGACCCCGUGGAAAGCCCAGCCAAAAAGCAACCCAAAAAUAGAGUGAAAUUGGCAGCCAACUUUUCCUUUGCACCUGGAACCAAGCUUUAGCUCCAUUGGAACAUAGAAUUAGGAUGGGGAAAAACUGUCUGAUUCUGCACACAAAAAUGGGUUCAAGACAUCCUUUUCUAUUUUAAUGAAAACCCCUUGGAAGCCACGUAAUUCAUCUCUAGAUGUAUUCCACAGUGGUUUUGUUCCCUUCUCAUUGAACACAGCUUUGAGCUGAAGUUUUUCUUUCUUCUUUCCUUUCUUCCUUUUUCAGUUAUUUGAGAGAGCUUUAGGCAUUUGUUAAAGAAUCCUUAAUUUAUUUUACCCAGAUUUUUUUUAACUAUUAAAAAAUAUUAUGGUGUUCCCUAAGAAGAAAGCAGUGGGAAUUCAGCUAGCAGGAAGUGGUUUUCCUUCCACUGAGCCACGUCCGUGGUGUAAUCCUACACGUAGCAUAAUACAGCCUCUCAGCCAUUGCUUCCUGAUGGCUCCAGCAGUAUUAAUCAAAUGCACGAAGUGUCCUGGAAGCAAAGCCUGUUCUGUGAGCCCGCGAGUUCACACACCAAAGGGGAAAGGUAGGCAGGGAGCUGAGAGUGUAUUGUCAGGUCGGAAUAAGCAGGUUCCUGACUUCCACGUGACUUGUAAACAUGCCUUGCAUUUUAUUUAACUAUGUCUGUAGCUGACAAAUGUGGCUUCAUCAUCGGUUUUUUUAAGUGUUUCCACUUUGGGGUUCCAUUGAGGCGCUUUCUAGAAAGUCGAGGCUGUUUUAAGCUUCCCUCCUGUCUUAUGCUCCAGUUUGAUAUGGAUUAGGUUAAGGAAAAGGAGAUGGUCUUGGUGGCAUGAAUUUAACGUCAGCAUUUGAAUGACAACACACAGGAUUGUGUGUCGAGAGGCAAUGUUGGGAAGAGAGUCUGAUUUUCUAAACUAUGCAUCAAAUGCAUAAAUUACAAAUCAGCUGAGUGGCGAGGUGCUUUCACAGGAGCGACGUCAAUACCGCUUGCACUAGAAAGAGGCAGGAAUUCUCUCCGUGGUACGAAGGCCAAGGUUGAUCAACUUAACCUUGUUUUUGUCAUUUAAAGCUGGUUUUGGUGGCUGGGAAGCUUUCCAUGAGUACAUGUGUGUGUGUGUUAGCUCUGCAUCUUUUAAUAGUGUCUGUUUUUACUCUUGUUACUUCUUGCCAUUGGAAGCACGUUUGGGUUUUUUGUGGUGUCUGAUGUUGGCAUUUGGGAAAAGCCAGCCUUGGAGGGCACUACCUUGUGGAGUGGCCUUCCUCUCUGGAUGCUCAGGGUGUCCGCUGAUGGGUGGCCUCUCACCCUCUUGGAAAAACCUGACAUUUACAAUGGAUUGUAUUUGUUGGGGAAAAAAAAAAAAAGGCGGAUUCAUUCAUAGAGCAGAAAGAACCUGUUGGCUCAAGGUCUUCCACUGGUUAGAUGGUUUCUUUCAGGGAAGUGUUUAUAUUUUGUAAUUUCUAGAAAGCCAGAAAAUGGGCUCUGAUUUCAUAGCCAGCAUUUUGAUGAAAUGCCACAAAAUAAGGGCUAUUGAGAGAUUUUUACUGGUUAGAUUUUUGUUUCCCCAAUCUUUUAAAUGAAGCCAGUGAUCCCCAGUUCUCCGCAUACAGCCCUAAUCAAGACAAAACAAGAGUGGAGAAACAGUCUAAGUAUUACGGCACUUGGUGAGCCCUUCUGAAGGCAUUUCCUCUACAGACAUAGUGUUACAGGAAGUCAAAUGCAAAUGUGCAAUUUUUUUUUAAGAGACUCUUUUAAACAGUGUAAUAAAGUUGGUGUUGAGAACAUCGGUUGCCUUAUCCUGAGACUUCAUUAGGCAGAUUUGCACGCUUGGACUUCAGUUUUGCUAGUAUGUAAAGAAUUGUGGACUUUUAAAACCCCAGAGGUAUCGUUACAAGUCACUUGGAACAGUCUCAAAGAGCAGGUUCUUUGGGCAACAAAGAAGAAACAAGUUCUGCGCCUUCGUGUGAGGGUGCCCUCCUACCACUCACGGGCGUUGCCGGUUAGUCCGGGCUGUGUGUGUGACUAGCAGUCGCUGUUGGAGACGGGGGACACAACGGAAGCACGCCGUGUUCGCAGCGCACUCCUCAAUGGCCAGUGCAUUUGCGUCUUAUUUUUUAUCCAGAGGCUUAUUUCGAUGAUGCGACAAAGUGAUGUGUGAGCAUCAGGCGAUGGGAUUCUUUAUUUCUGGGUGGAGAGAUGUACCAGAUGAGAUUGACCCGUUAAAAGACAAAAAUUAUCACCAGAACCCCCUUUCCCGUCUUGCACUGUUUGUUUUGGAUUGGGCUUGGGGGAAGAGAUGUUAUCCUAACUGUCUACUUUGUUUGAACACUUUUUUUGUGGUUCAAGUGCUGUUUUGUGUGUUGGGACCAAACAGUUGUCAAUAAACUUUACAAGCAAGCAUCUAA